GCUCAGGUUGGACUUUGGGAGAGGAGACCACCAACGAGGUGCCAGGCCCUGUGCCAUGGCUCACAGACCGAAAAGGGUGUUCCGGCCGCGCCGAGCCGAUUCCAGUGACAGCGACGGCGGCGAGGAAUCGUCUAGCGAGCCCGGGGCGCGAGGGGAGCAGGGUCCACCUGCAGAGGCGGCGAAACGGCCGCUCAGGGACCGGCGCCCUCGGGGCCUAGUCUGGGCGAGUUCCCGGCGGCCCGCCGCAGCAGCGCCCAGCACAGACAGCGACUCUGGCGACACAGGUUCGGAAAAUGCCCUGGCAGAAUCGAGAACAAUUGAUCUCUCAGCUGAUGAGGAAGAUGGAACGUGUCAAUCCUCAGAAAGUAAGGGGCAUCAGAGUUCAUCUCCCAACACAUCUAGCUCGCCAGAGGAAAAGGAAUUUUCACCAGCAGUUAGAAUACGAGACGCCGCUUUCAUUCAGGCAGCGCGCAGAAAACGAGAGCUGGCCAGGGCCCACGGAGACUAUAUUUCUUUGGAUGUAAAACAGACUUCCACCCUCUCUGGCACAAAGACCAACAGUGACGAAGAUCCUGAGAGUGAGCCUGAUGACCAUGAAGAAAGAAUACCAUUUACCCGAAAGCCUCAAACGCUUCGACAAAGAAUGGCUGAGGAAAUAGCCACCAGAAAUGAAGAUAUAAGUGAAGACAGCCAGGAAGAUGAAAAUCAGGAUGCUUGGGAACAGCAACAAAUGAGGAAAGCAGUUAAAAUCAUAGAGGGAAGAAAUAUAGUAGACCUUUCUCACAGAAGUGGAUCUCAAAGAGUGAAGAAGUUUGAUACUUCUGUUUCAUUUCCACCAGUAACUUUGGAAAUGAUAAAGAGGCAAUUAAAUACUAGGUUAACAUUAUUACAAGACACUCACCGUUCCCACCUGAGAGAAUAUGAAAAAUACAUACAAGAUAUUAAGAGCUCAAAGAGUACAAUCAAGAACAUAGAGAAUUCCUCAAGUCAAGCCUCAAAUUAUAAAUUCUAUAAGAGUAUGAAGAUUUAUGUGGAAAAUGUAAUUGAUUGUCUUAAUGAAAAGAUUAUCGACAUUCAAGAAAUUGAAUCAUCCAUGCAUGCACUUGUUUUAAAACAAGCCAUGACCUUGAUGAAACGCAGGCAAGAUGACUUAAAACAUGAAUCAGCGUAUUUACAGCAAUUAUCACGUAAGGCUGAGACGUCAACCAAUGGAAGUUUGGCUUUAGAUGAAAAGGCACAACAGAUUUUAGAAGAAAUGGAAUUCCGAAGAGCACGAAGAAGACAGGCCAGGACGCUUUCUGGCAACUGUGAUCAUGAGGAAGGCGCGUCUAGUGAUGAUGAACCGCCUGCGGCAGAAGGGGCUGACUUCCAAAAGGGCCAAGAUGAUAUUUUACAAAAUCAUGCGAAGAUUUUUGAAGAUGUACAUGAAGAUUUUUGUAACAUUCAGAACAUUUUGUUGAAAUUUCGGCAAUGGCGAGAAAAGUUUCCAGAUUCCUAUUAUGAAGCUUUCAUUAGUUUGUGCAUACCGAAGCUGUUAAAUCCCCUAAUACGGACUCAGCUAAUUGAUUGGAAUCCUCUUAAGUUGGAAUCCAUGGGCUUGAAACAGAUGCCAUGGUUCACGUCUAUAGAAGAAUUUGUGAAUAGCAGAAUGGAAGAUUCCAAGGAGGAAGCUAGUUCUGAUAAAAAAAUCCUGGCUGCCGUCAUCAACAAAACACUGAUUCCCCGACUUACAGAAUUUGUGGAAUUCAUUUGGGAUCCUUUGUCAACCUCACAGACAACAAAUUUAAUAACCCACUGCAGAAUGAUUCUGGAAGAACAUUCAACUUGUGAAAAUAAAGAUUUACUUAAUUCCAUUGCUUCAAGAAUAAAGAAGGCCAUAGAAGAUGAUGUUUUUAUUCCCCUAUAUCCAAAGAGUGUCGUAGAAAACAGAGCAUCACCACAUUCAAAGUUCCAAGAAAGACAGUUCUGGUCAGGCCUAAAGCUCUUUCGCAACAUUCUUCUUUGGAAUGGACUCCUCCCAGAUAAGAUCUUGCAAGAACUCGGAUUGGGGAAGUUGCUAAAUCGUUAUCUUACAAUAGCUCUUCUUAGUGCCUUACCUGGGCCAGAUGUUGUUAAGAAAUGCAAUGAGGUAGCAGCAUGUCUCCCAGAUAAGUGGUUUGAAGACCCGGCCAUGAGGACAUCUCUUCCCCAGCUAGAUAACUUCAUCCAAGCUUUAUUACAGCUUGCACAUAAACUAUCCAAAGAUGAAUUCAGGGAUGAAGUGAAAGAAAUAAUUCUUAUUCUGGUGAAAAUAAAAGCUUUGACUCAAGCAGAAUCCUUCACAGAAGAAUACCAACUAGACCACCUUAGAUCACUAAUUAAAGGCAAUUGAGUAAAUUAAUGUAGGGAAAUACUAAAAAUGGACGUUUAAUGUGGUCACACUCAGUUUCUGCCUUGAAAAGCAGCUUGUUUCUGUUUUCUAUCUCAUUAUGGAGAGGAAGACUGCGGGGUACUCCAUCCUCCGUUCCGAUCCUGCACCAUCCCCCUGCUUAAUACCAUGAAAGGCCGCCUUCCCUGGGCCGAGGUGUUUGAAAGAAUUGUGCACAGGAAAUGUUUGCCCUUGAUUCUCAAGUUCUUUCUGACUUCUUUGCUGGUUUUAGGAAUUUGAGAAAGUACUUGGAGCAGAGCCCCUCUAGGUGUUUGGCUAUAAACUGGGCUGUUUUCAUAGUUUUGCUCUUUGUAAGGGGUGACAUUAUUUUUGCUCUUUGUAAGGGGUGACGUUAUAAAGGUCCCAGAAAAGUUCAAAGAUGGAGGAAUUUUCCCAAUAAUUUUUAAGCUCCCUCAUAUGCUCUAUAUUUGCAUUUUUAACACAUUACAUACUGUUUUCUAAGCAGGGUGUUACUCCGUUUCCAGACAACAUCCGGCUAUAUAUACUUCCAGAGACCCAUAAUGUUUGGCUUGGUUUGGCCCCCACCCCCAGUAAACAGGAAGGAUAUAUUGGGCAAACCGGGCAUCUUUCGGGUAACAGCAGGGCAGGAAGAUGGGCAGACCAGAGCCCUUCUCACUGCUAGCGGCCCUGUCCCCUCCACUAUUGCCAGAUGCUCUGGGGCGGUGCCAGACAAGCUGUGGGCUCUGUCCAAACCUAGGAAUUUUUCUUCAGUGUAUUCUGUUAAGUAAUUCCAGGGUAAUUUUGCAAACCAUUACCCUUCUCUCAAGAAAUAGGGGGGAAAUGGAUUAUUGUAGAAUUUGAACAUGUGGUCUCUAACCUUGUCACCUUUAAUUUUGAAGUCACUUCAACAAUUUGGUGUAUUCUGUUUAAUGAUUCAGAAGACAUUAGUGUGAAGGACGGUUGAAAACUGUAUGUCAGCUGUACAGGAAUAGAACUUCACCUAGAAAAUUUAAACCACUGCUGAGAAGUAUUCAGUAUUCCUCACGGCUCUUGUCCCCAGUUACACUCUGUUGAGUUGCAGUGUUAUAUUUGCAUAAUUUCCAAAGAUAAUGUGUAUAUUUAUGUAAAUAUAGCUGGUUUUACAUUUGACAGAUUAUAUUACAUAUGAAAUGUGUAUUUUUAUAUCAUUAAAGUCCAUAUCUGGAAA
Molecule: messenger RNA, 3575 nt
Organism: Echinops telfairi (small Madagascar hedgehog)
Lineage: Eukaryota; Metazoa; Chordata; Mammalia; Afrosoricida; Tenrecidae
Gene: GCFC2
Product: GC-rich sequence DNA-binding factor 2
Exons: 17
Coding region: 56-2371 (771 amino acids)
Biological process (GO): mRNA splicing, via spliceosome
Cellular component (GO): nucleus
Molecular function (GO): DNA binding
Source: RefSeq, a predicted model, not a curated record